Trichophyton benhamiae CBS 112371 is the source of this 1119-nucleotide messenger RNA. RefSeq lists its product as uncharacterized. The record is from RefSeq and is a predicted model, not a curated record. Gene Ontology annotation, molecular function: serine racemase activity; L-serine ammonia-lyase activity; ATP binding. NCBI's taxonomy places the organism in Eukaryota, Fungi, Ascomycota, Eurotiomycetes, Onygenales, Arthrodermataceae. The coding region runs from base 1 to 1119 and encodes 372 amino acids. The transcript has 2 exons. Gene Ontology annotation, biological process: D-serine biosynthetic process; pyruvate biosynthetic process; L-serine metabolic process.
AUGACGGACAAACAGCAUUGGCUCCCCGUGACGCGGGAGAACAUCCAAACUGCUCAUUCUAUGAUUAGGCCGUAUAUUUACGAGACCCCGGUUCUGACGUCCAAGACGUUGAACUCCCUUGCGUCCACCCCGCAGCCAGCGGAGGCCUUGAUAGGAACCCCGUUCGAGGGUCAGCAGCCGGCGUGCCCGAAGAUUAAAUUCUUCUUCAAGUGUGAGAAUUUCCAGCGGAUCGGAGCGUUCAAGGUGCGGGGAGCUUUCCACUCCAUCCUGCGAGUUAUCAAGACCAAGGGUGAGGAGGAGGCUGUUGCUCUCGCUGCGUCCACUCUUUCAAUCCCGGCCUACAUUAUCAUGCCGUCGAUAUCUAUCCCAUCUAAGAUCGAAGCCACCAAGGGCUACGGUGGGAAGGUGGUUUUCUCCGGAUUGACGAGCGAGCAGCGCGAAGAAGUGAUGCGGAAGGUCCAGGAGGAGACUGGUGCUAUUCUGAUUCACCCAUACGACCACCCAGAUACCAUCAUUGGCCAAGGAACUGCUGGCCUCGAACUGGAUACCCAAGUAAACAAACUUGUAUCUGAGAACCCCGAGUUGAGUGUCCGUGAGACUGAGGAUGGGAAAGGAUGUGGUUUGGAUGCAGUUAUCACCCCCGUGGGCGGAGGAGGUCUGAAUUCUGGAACCGCUACCGUCUUCGCCGAUCCACGGGCUGAUGGCCGCAAGAUCCACGUCUUUGGCGCUGAACCAUCGUUCCAGGGCGCAGACGAUGCUCGUCGUGGACUUAAAGCUGGGGUGAGGAUUCCAGAGGUCAAGUCACUUACAAUCGCCGACGGAUUAAGGGUUCCGAUCGGUGAGAUCGCAUUUAGUAUCCUUUCUGAUCCCGCCAAAUCCCGCGGCGUGUUUAGCGUGACCGAGGAGCAAAUUAAGAGUGCAAUGAGACUUGUUGUCGAGAGGAUGAAGAUAGUCAUCGAACCCAGCGCGGCUGUUCCCCUUGCAGUCUGCCUCUACAACGAGGAGUUUAGGCGGAUUGUUGAACAAGAGGGUGGUGAAGCAGGCUGGAAUAUCGGAGUCAUAUUCUCUGGGGGCAAUACGACUAUCGACGCCAUGUCCGGUCUAUUUUCUGCAUCUUAA